Molecule: messenger RNA, 7513 nt
Organism: Salvelinus namaycush (lake trout)
Lineage: Eukaryota; Metazoa; Chordata; Actinopteri; Salmoniformes; Salmonidae
Product: microtubule-associated protein 1B-like
Exons: 7
Coding region: 4-4188 (1394 amino acids)
Biological process (GO): axonogenesis; microtubule cytoskeleton organization; dendrite development
Cellular component (GO): dendrite; cytosol; microtubule associated complex
Molecular function (GO): actin binding; microtubule binding
Source: RefSeq, a predicted model, not a curated record
AACAUGGCGACACAACAAACUGAAGAGGUGGAAGCAAUGGAAAAUGUGAACCGAACUUUGCAUCCUGGCUUCAGCAACGACAAGUAUUCUCUGCUUGUCAUUGUCGGUGAACAUAGUCGGACUGGACUUGUGGACUACGUGGUUGCAGAGAUAGAGAGAGGCAUCCGCUCAUGGGACGUGGACCUGACAGUCUGUAACCUGGAUGAGCAGCUCAAGCUAUUUGUGUCACGACACUCUGCCUUCUUCUCAGAGGAAAUAAAAGGUCAGAGGACACUGCAGCACGGUGGAGAUAUUCUGGAUACCCAGGUGAUGGUGAACCCAUCCCAUGAGUUGGUCUGCUCAGAGGUGCGCCGGCUUAUAUCUGAUGUGUCUCGCCACAAGUUGUUGGUUCUUGCUGGACAAUGUGUUGAAGAGGCAGGAGAUCUGGUCUUACAAACAGGAUGUUUUUCUCUGAGUGACUUCAUUCAGAUAUUUGCUGAUGAGGAGAUUGGAGAGUUGUUGAGCUCUGCAGACCCCACACAAAAAGCUAACCUCACGCUGAGUUGUCCCAACUCUGGGGUGUGGAAGAACUCUGUGUUGGAGAAACAUAACCUACAAGACUUCAUCAACAUCAAAACAAACCCACCAUCAGUGCUACCUGAAAUGGAAGGUCUGCAAGAGUUCACAGAAUACCUCUCAGAGUCCCUGGAGCCACAGUCUCCUUUUGAGCUGCUAGAGCCCCCCAGUACUGUGGGCUUCCUCAAACUCUCCCGCCCCUGCUGCUACGUAUUUCCAGGUGGGAGAGGAGACUCUGCCUUCUUUGCUGUUAACGGUUUCAACGUGCUGGUCAAUGGUGGGUCAGAUUCUCGCUCCUGUUUCUGGAAACUGGUUAGACAUUUGGAUAGAGUUGACUCCCUGCUCCUCACCCACAUUGGGGAUGACAAUCUGCCAGGGGUGAACAGUCUUCUCCAAAGGAAAGCAGUAGAACUGGAGGAGGAACAUUCUACUGACUCUCAGAUCAAUGAGGACUGGAUGAAAAAUCAAAUUUCCCCUGAGAUUGGGGUCGUUUUCCUUAAUGCUCCAGAGAGAUUGAAGUCAUUCCGGAGUGAUCCCAAAGAACUGCGGAGCUGCGACCAAGUGGCACUCACUUUGCAACACCUUGAAAGGCUAACAAUCAAUCCAGAACCUCUUAGUCGCUCAAAUGGACCCAGCAUUGAUCCUGUUAUUCUUUUCCAGAAGAUGGGAGUCGGUAGACUAGAGCUGUACAUUCUUAACCCAGUCAAAGGCAGUAAAGAUCUUGAGGCUUUCAUGAAGACCUGGCCCGGCAAUGGAUCUAACAUAAAAGGCUCAGAGAUGCCCCUGUCUUGCCUUGUCUCCAUCUCUGCUCUACUGGUGUGGCAUCCUGCCAGUCCUCAAGAGAAGAUCAUUCGAGUUCUCUUCCCUGGGUGUACUCCGCAGGCCAAGAUUCUUGAAGGACUUGAGAAAGUAAAGCAUCUAGAAUUCCUGAAACAUCCAGGCGUGAGCCUCAGGGACCUUGAAGCAUCCAAAUCAGAUAAACAACCAAAACGUGCAGAGAGUCGGGAGAGCCUUAAGUCCCUGCCCAAGGAUUCAAGACCUAGCAGUGCCUUGCUGAAGGACAAAGUUGGACGUGGGGAUGUUAAAAAACAAGACAUGAAGUCCAAACCCAAGGCUCCAAGUGACAUUGCUAAUAAAGAUUGGAAGGAAGGGGAAGAUAAGUCCAAAUUGAAGGAUGGGGAUGCUAAACAAAGGCCUCCAAAGGCUGAAAAGCUUAUGCCAAAGAAAGAACCUUUAAAGGAUGAGAAAAAAGAAGUAAAAAAGGAUGAGAGAGCCUCCACAGGUGUUGUCAAAAAGGAAGAUAAUUUGGAGAAAAAGAAAGAACCAGUUAAGAAAGAAACUCUUGGUCCAAGACCAAAGAAAGACAUCAAACAUGAUCAAAAGAAAGAUAUCAAGAAGGAGGUAAAGCCAGAGGAGAAGAAACCAACAAAACCUCUCAACAAGGAUGUCAAAAAAGCGACAACUGGACCUUCAUUAGGAAACGCAGAGGCAAAAAAGCCCUUAGUCAAGAAUGGAACAUUGAGGAAGGACGCAAUCCCCAAGAAAGACUCAUUGAACAAGGCGGCAAAGCUAAAGACGGAUAAAAAGGAGCCGGAGAAUCAAAAAGCUUCUGCCUCUGAGGGGGAUGCUGAUCGUUCCAAAAUGUCAACGCCUGAAGACAUGACAGCGGAAUUCGAGAACCUCAGAGCAGAAAAUGCAAAGUCAGAGAAAAGGACUGCUGUUGUAGUGAACACUAUAGCGGACAUUGAAGGAAUAGAGCAACCUGCGACAGAGAAGGGAUCAAGAGCAAAUGUAGAGAGGGGGGACAUCUUGGAAAGUCCACAAAAGUUCACCUGCAUGGAGACAAUGCCAAAUCCAGAGAAAGCCCUGGGAACCACUUUGCCUCUUGACAAAACUCCUAAAAGUGACCACAGCGUGAACUUUGAUCUCACACCAACUGAAUACAGGCUACUUGAUGGGGCCCUGAGAAAUGGGCAAGAAGAUGUUUGCGCUAGCUCAGAUGAGAAGACUUUAGAGUUGGUCUCCCCUGCCGACUCAGCCCCUAAUAGCGCUGGGCAUACCCCUUUCCACCAAUCACCUGAAGAGGAUGCUCAGGGCUCUGGUGAGGACAGUAGUCUCGGGGGAAGGGUGCCUAGCCUUGGGUUUGAAGACUGCCACGUCAUGGGUUCUUGCAGGAACUCCGAGGUAGGCUCCUUGAGGGGGAACCUAGAAAACUCCACAUCGUCCCAGGACAAACAAUCAAGUCUUUUGACACUGAGUCCCUUCAUGCUGCCUGACUCUGUCUCACCCAAUAUUACCUCCAUGCCUGCUGAAAUCGGUUCCCCACACUCGACAGAAGUUGACGAGUCUCUUUCCGUGUCUUUUGAACAGGUGCUCCCAUCUAUUGAUGAGUCACCCAAGGGAGACCAUAUGGACAGGUCCUACUCAAACAGGCAUAUUGCCGAUUCUUACCCCAAAAUGGGGAUGUCCUUACCCUUGAGUACAUCUCAUAACAUGCGUCCACCAGGGGAUGGCUCAGAGGAACGCCUUCCUGGACUACAUGGUCUUCUCCCUGACGUUCCCCAUGACGUCGACCUCUGCCUGGUCUCACCCUGUGAAUUCAAGCACUCAAAGUCCCCAGAGAACCAACAGCAGCAUCUGUCUCUAGGGCUAGCCACGGGUAGCCCGCGAGAACUCUCUGAAGACAGCAACCACUCCCAGGAGCUACUUAAGCCACAAAGCGGAAUUAAUAGUGAUCGACAUUCACCUCAAGGCCAGGAGACUCCUCCCACGUCUGCUAGUGAAUCCCUCAACACAGCCACAGAUUCAGACAUACCCCCAGGGACUGAGGACUGCCCUUCCAUCACUGCAGACAUGGACUCAGACGAGGACUCUGGGAGUUUCCCGCCCCACCAUCCACAUGACCAUCCCAGCUCUUACUCCUCCAACAGGGGAGCACAAUAUUCCUCUCAGGACCCUCCCCCAGCCCCAAUGAAGGAUCUGCCCCCCUUGCCGCCCCAGCCCGGUACCUGCAUGAAUGACCCUGAGGCUGAUGUGCCAAGCAAGACCUCAAAGAGUGCCGCCACAAAAACCAAGAAACCAGCCGGGGUCACACAGAGGUCAAUGUCAGCCACCAGUACAGCUCUGAACAGCAAGACCAAGGCUGGCAGCACAACAGGUACAUUGAAGACCACCUCAAGCCUUGACACAAGGCCUUCAUCCCGCAAUACCACUAGUGGCUCCAGACCUGGAACUUCAAAGUCAGUUUCUUCAGGUUCUCUGGGCAGUAAGGUCAGUGCAGCUGGAAGUGCACCAGUUUAUUUGGACAUGGCUUAUCUCCCCUCUGGUUGUGCCUCUGCCACCGUUGACGUGGAGUUCUUCCGACGCCUGCGCUCCUCCUGCUACAUUGUUAGUGGCGACGAGCCCCUGAAGGAGUCAGUCAUGAGACCCAUUCUCGACGCUCUACUGGAGGGAAAGACUGCCUGGCCCGAUGUGCAGGUGACCCUGAUCCCCACCUUUGACUCGCUGACGAUGCACGAGUGGUACCAGGAAACCCAUGAGAGGCAGAGAGAGCUGGGUAUCACCGUGUUGGGCAGCAACAGCACUGUGGCCAUGCAGGAGGAGACCUUCCCUGCCUGCAAAGUUGAGUUCUGAGAGGAGUGAAACAAGAUGAAGCUACACAUCCCUGCCCUCUCACCCACCAAAGUAUCUCACCUCCUUCACCUUCUCUUAAAUUGUGAUGGACUAAUUUCCCCCAUCUACAGCUGAUGAUUUCCCACCCUAGCAUGCUUCAAGUAUAGCCUGGUGGAUUAGCAGGCCUUGCUCAUCCUUUCAAUCUUAUCAAUAUAAAAAAGACCCCAGCAAACACUCUGACCCAUCUUUGUCUUGGGUACGUCUAUGCCAUGGAAAUGAAGGCAGAACAUGAAUAUGUCCAAGAGUCUUUGGUCUACCAACAUGAAGAAAGGUUGUUCAUUAUGAAUGCUAGGUAAGGUGGAGCUUGUAGACUGUCUAUAGUAAUCGAAGGUCCUCACAUUUCUUACCAUUAGCCAGGUAGUUGUGAUCCAAAUCCGUGACAGCUCAAAGGAGACUAGUCGACAGCUGUAGGAAACCCUCUGCCUCAAUGGGACUGAACUCAUGAGUUCUUCCUUCAACGAUUAUUUCAUCCGUAUAACAUUUCAUAGGUAUAUUUAGGCCUACACCCAUUUGCACAGUUAUCAAUUUCCAAAGACAAGGGAACCACAGUGAGUGAAGGAGUGUUACAAUAGAAUAUGAUGUUAAAAGGCAGAGGGUGUGUGUGAGGAGGUGAAUAUGGGACAGAUGUCUCCUGGUGCACUGGUAAAACAUGGAGACCUCAGCACUUACUGAAGGACAACAUGUUUCUGCAUCCCAUUUUAGUUUCAUAGACGGUCUAUGAACAUUGAGGAGAUGGCCGAUGUCUUUGCAGGUAAUGAUAUGCAUGUGAACAGAAGAAUUACCCCAACAUUGACAAAAGUGUCCAAGUUUCAAUAAAUCGUUUUUUGUAUAACAUUUAUAUCAGUCACUUUAACCCUUCAUGUAGAGUACAUACUGUAUGGGGAUACACUUUUGACAUUGUCUUUUUAAAUGAAAUAACUAGGUAAAUUCUAGGUAAUGAUUUGUACUAAAAUGAAAUACUAAUACGUAUUGGUUGAUGGAAGGCAAUAAAAAAUGCAGUAUUUUAUGUACAAACUCAUUACUGAAUUACAGUUUUACUACUUAGUAGUUAUUUCAUUAGAAAGGACACGGAAUGAAGUGUAAACCCUACAGUAUAUUUCCACACUAAUAAAUCAGUUUUUUGUGAAACACUGUCUACCGCCGGCAGGUCUAGCAUUUCUGAUUAUGACAAGUCAGGUCAAGAAAAUCCUAACACUCAAUCUUGUUUGUAUUCAAUAAUAUUUUGCAUUGGUGCCCAGGAUAUCAACUGUAUCCAAACCCAUAUUUGAGUCCCUCUCCAAGACCAGAUUUUCUUCUAAUUGUAAAUAUACCAUAUCAAUGGGACCACUGUAUGUCACAUAGAGGGUAAGCUUCACUGAAGAGGGAUACUUAGAUAUGCUAAUAGGGAAGUCAUGAGAAAUACUUUGCAAGACAUUACAUACAUCUCAGUGGUUUAUUAUUGUGCAGAAGUGAAUAAAUGCUAAAACAGAUGUUUAACAAGAAAGAAAAAUCUGUUAUAUCAGCAAUCGUUUAUGUAUUCAGUUAAUAGCAGUAGAAUGUACAGUAGACGGCUUUAUCUGUGAAUGUGGACGCCUUUAGCCUCUUAUCAAAACAGAUUGGGUCCAAAUGCACCAAUGCUUGCACUACCAUGCCCACAACAUUACUUGUGGACCAAGCACUCACUGUGUUAUAAUGCUCUUUAUUGCUAAGGAUAUUUUCAUUUUAUUCAAGAAGAAGGAAUAUGAAAGGAUUUUAACAUUUAUUAUUACUUGAGUUGGAUAACUCUUAUUCUUAGAACAACUUUAUUUUUUUUCUACAGUUGAGGUGAUAAUUUUUGUUGCAUGCAGAGUUAUACAAGCAUACAGAUCUCACAUUGUCUUUAGUUUCUAAGUUCUAAUUGAAUAUCAGUUUUAUGUAAUAUCACAUCUGGUAUUAAAGCAAACUAAUGCCGUGGCUCAUCCAGAGCACACUGUACAUUUGAAGACGUCAUCAUGUGAAAGGGUGUGUGCAGCCAGCCACAUUUAGGCAGAUUAUAGAAUUCCAAUUAUUUCAUACAGAAAAAUGUCAAAUCCUUUAUCUUAUCAAUUCAUUAACAAUUCUAUUUAUUCAUUUUUCCUAAAUUAUUGAGUUAUCUUUAUAUAUAUAUAUCAAUAAUGUGGUGUAGCUACUUUCUAAUUUGCAAACCUUUGGUUAGCAACCGGCUGCUCACAUGAUAUCAUAAGCCAAUGGCAGGACAGAGCAAGCAGAACCGAUCUCACUUUGUUCUUCUGAAAGAACAGCAUGGUUUUUUUGGUAUUAGCCAUAAGUCUGAGUAAAAAUGAUUGAAAAUAGAUUGCAUUGCAUUGUAAAGAUAUGUCCAUUUAACAUGUGCCAUUUAUGUCACAGAUUUUGGACUCUGAAUGCAUUGGGUUGGAUAUUGUGUGGCUCUUACGCCCUCUGCUGUCCAUAACAUUUCUUGGCUAGCUGUUCUUAAAGCUGUAUUCAUAGAUAAUUACAGUUCUCUUGUGGCCAAAAGGAUAGCAUGGGCAGGGCCAUUGAGAGAUUCCACCAUUUUAAUGUAGUCAACUGGAUGGGAUUUCCAACUUCAUUGGUUGAUCCCUCUUGGUGACCCUGUUGAAGUCAUGUCCAAUUGGGUCAUCAGGAGGGAUCUGUCAAUUGUGAAGAAGAAGAAAAUUGUCAGACUCUAUAAUGGCAAAGAUACAAAGAUGAGUCCUCCAUCUCUGUAGAUGUGUGUAUUUUGAAAGCAAUGUUCAGUGGUAUAUUUGGCUCAUUGGAAUAGUUCUAAACAUUGGCCCUGUAUUUCUGUGCCUCUGUUUCAUCCCUGCUCCAUUAUAAUAAAAUAAUUCGAAUGAGAUACCUCUGUCAUAAUACAAGUGACUGUAGCACAUAACAAAUGUUCCAAUCUGUAAAUCAGGCCCCAAAAUAAAUAAACACAUUUUAAAUUAAUAUGCUCUUGCUCUUUGGACAUUUUGGGAGUUAGUACAUCAUUUCUUUAAUGCUAUAUGUUUUUUUUGUGCUAUAUUCUUCAUAGUUAUAUACACCUCUUUUCCCCUGCACUUAUAAAUGUGUGUUUGUCUAUGUCCAUACCCUGUUGGUGGUUCACACAUCACACUUGCAAGUUUCGGGACUUCACCCAGUAAAUGUUAUGAAUGUUGGUCAAAUUUUCCAAAGACUGCUAGUUUCCCCAGUGUCAAGUGGGUGGGGGGGUUAGUUGGAUAAUGACAGUGGAUAGAUAGAUAAUUCAGUAUAGAAACACUAAUUUUAGUUUUUUGCUUUUUCAAUAAAUAUACCCCUUUUUAUAAAUCUG